AUGGCUGGUUAUUACCGGAAAUUUAUCUUGAGAUACGCUGAAAUAGCUAAACCGUUGUACGAGCUAACUAGCCCCAAAAAUAAGUUCAUCUGGUCAGAAGAACAGAACAAAGCGUUCGAGAAGUUAAAGGAAGCUUUAUCAAAUGCUCCUGUCCUGGGACAACCAAAUAUUGAAAAAGCGCUAGAUAAGAGUCGCCCAUUUGUAAUCUAUACGGAUGCAAGUAGGAUUGGCGUUGGAGCGGUAUUGGCUCAAGAAGGAGAUGACGGGUUUUUACACCCCCUUUUCUUUGCUUCCAAAUCCCUGUCUGCUGCGGAGCGCAAUUAUCAUGUGACAGACCAGGAAGCUUUAGCGCUAGUUUAUAGUCUGAAGAAGUUCCAUUACUUCAUAUUCGGCAUCCAUACAAUAGUGCGCACGGACCAUGCUGCGCUGACAUCGCUGUUUAAACGGGUUCACGUUUCCCCUCGAGUUUUGCGUUGGGCACUAGAAAUACAGCGGUAUGAUCUGACCAUUGAGCACGUAAAAGGAGCGGCAAACUGCGUUGCAGACGCCUUAUCACGUGGUCCAGUAGAUCUCCGAGAUGAGAACCCAUCCAUCUGGGUAGCAGAUGAAAGAGUGGUUUGUGCAGUGCAAGAGCACGAGUGGCUGCAAGAACUACGGGAAGACCCGGACUUCAGUUCUGUAAUUAGCGCCGUGGAAAAUAGGCGAGAGGAGGAAGUAAGACUCCCCAAAUAUAAUCGAAAAUUAAGUACGCUUGAUUUUGUGAUCGAUGGCGGCCAGUUGAAGCUCAUAAGUGAAGACGGAUCGUUCAUUCCUGUGGUGCCAGAGAUCAGGCGACAAGAGCUUUUCAAAGAGGCGCAUUAUGGUGCUCUAGGAGGUCAUUUUCAUGCCCGAAAAAUGUACCAUCAGCUCAAUAAGGUAGCAUUUUGGCCGGGUAUGUAUCGAGAUCUGGUUAGAUGGUGCAGGGAAUGUCAAGUAUGCUUUUUAGCAAACAACAAAAGGCGAAAUGUCCCACCUCUGAAACCGAUAGUUUCUGCAAAACCAUUCGAAAUCGUCGGAAUUGACUUAUUGGAAAUGGGUUUGACUACUCGCGGCAAUCGCUACAUUGUCACCAUUAUAGACCAUUUCACGAAAUACUUAGGAGCAUAUCCUAUACCUGACAAGAAGGCUGAAACGGUAGCUGAAGUGCUUUUUAGUAACUGGAUCUGCGGCUGCGGUAGAUGGCCAGCUACACUCCUUUCGGAUCGUGGAAGCGAGUUUCGAAAAUUCAAUAAUGGAGGCGCUAUGCUCAAUUAUGGGUAUUGA
This is a messenger RNA of Ostertagia ostertagi, 1302 nucleotides long. NCBI's taxonomy places the organism in Eukaryota, Metazoa, Nematoda, Chromadorea, Rhabditida, Trichostrongylidae. The record is from the annotation of a GenBank genome assembly.